Meleagris gallopavo (turkey) is the source of this 2198-nucleotide messenger RNA. NCBI's taxonomy places the organism in Eukaryota, Metazoa, Chordata, Aves, Galliformes, Phasianidae. The record is from RefSeq and is a predicted model, not a curated record.
ACAGGAAUUCCUGGGACAUGGGCAACUGCAGAAGUUGGGGAUGGGAGGAACAGUGGGGGUAUAGGGGACACCAGGUGGUGAGGAUGGAGAUACUGGGGACUCUAGGAAGUGAAGACUUGGGUAGGGGAGCAGUGGUUGUUAGGGACGUCAGCGUUGCCAGGGUGGAAUGUUGUCUUUUGAACCCUGGUGCAUUCUGCCUGGCAUACAGUUGUAGAUGGCAGCUGCAGACCUGCCUGGACUCUUUCUUUGCUCAAGUUAUGGAAUCAGAAAGCAGCACUGACUUUCAAAAAGAUUUCUUAGGCACGAGUGGCCAGAAUGAAGCCUCUCAGCAAACACAGGCUAGCAAGGAGUCAAGCGUAGCGGCAAACAAAUUGAAUGAUAUUCCAGAGACACUGCAAGAGGUCAAAAACCACCUUGGGGAUGGAGCAGUAGGAAAUAUCACGGAGAGAAUAAAAGAGGCAGAGACAGAGGAGGAAAAACAAAGUAAUGAUGUAGGCAGAGCAAGCCCUAAAUGGAAAUCAGAAAACAAUGAAAAACAAGCCGGAAAAAAAGAAGCAACAAAAUCACAAACUGGCAACCCCUUAACCCUGACCCCUCUGUCCCAUAUUCCUCUGAACGCCCUGAUGCGUGUAGAAACGGAGCUGGUUUAUGCUGAUGAGGAGGAGAUCGCCUUUGAAUUCGCGGUGCCCGCAGCGCUCCUUGGCCGUGCUGAUGCCACCAGUGCAGCGACCAAUGGUGCAGUGCCCAAUGGUGCAGUGCCACGGCUGGAUGAGAAGCUGCGGGCGGCCCUGCAGGAGGCCAGCAGACAUUACAGGCAGAAGAACUACGCGGUGGCAGCAGGACGGUUCGCAACCGCACUGGAGCUUUGCAGUAAAGGUGCUGCUAUAGACAAGUCCUCCAAACCAUCUCCAGAAGACAUUUCCAGUAUUACCAGUUUUACUGAGACGAAGCUUGCAGUCUGCUACUUAAAACUGAGGAAGCCUGAUCUUGCUCUGAAUCAUUCACACAGGAGCAUUAUUCUGAACCCAGCCUAUUUCCGGAACCACCUGUGUCAAGCUGCUGUCUUCAGGUGGUUGGAGAGAUACUCCGAAGCUGCAAGGAGCGCCAUGAUUGCUGACUAUAUGUACUGGCUGACAGGAGGCACUGAGCAGCGUAUAAGCAAGCUCAUCAAACUAUAUUGGCAGGCUAUGAUUGAAGAAGCCAUCACCAGAGAAGAAUCUUUUUCAGUUAUGUACACACCAUUUGUGACAAAAGUCAAGGUUGACAACAGAGACAAGAUGACAGACGCGUUUGCUAAAAAGCACCCUGGCUACACACAGCACAUCUUUACAGAUCCCCGUGGACUUCAUAUUUUGCCACAGACGACCGACUGGUCUUCCUCCCCUCCCCAGCAGUACUUACUCACUCUGGGUUUCAGAAACAAACAAAUUGGAAAAAUCUUGGAAAAGCUGACAAGUAGAAAGCUGCCAAUCUUUUCAGACUGCAAAGCACCUUUCAGUCCGAUCCCAGAGGAAGAAUUGAAAAGACAGUGGGAGACCAUUGGGAAACAGAUCAUGCCAGUCAUGGAUUUUAUGAGAAGCACCAAAUUAACUGAUGAUGUCUGUGCAUGUUCACGUGCGAUAGAGAAGUUGCAUUACGCCAGCAUCCUUGGCCGGCUGCAGCAAGUCACGGAGCAGUCCCAGGUGAUUAAUCAAGCGAUGGCUGAGCUAGCAUCCAUCCCUUAUCUGCAGGACAUCAGUCAGCAGGAUGCUGAACUGCUGCAGUCGUUAAUGGCAGAUGCCAUGGACACCCUUGAAGGAAGAAGGAGCGAUAAAGAACGUGUGUGGAAUGAAAUCGAGAAGAUUGCGAUAAUUGUAGACUUCGUAUACCAAACAGAAGACAGUUACUUGAAGAACAAAAAGCGGAGAGCGGCGAAGAGGGAGAGGAGGAAAAUGAAGAAGCUUCAAAGUACAGAGCAACAUCAGAGCCUGGGAAGUACAAAGCUGUCCCUCAUCAGCCCUAAAGACAUGGCCACACAGCCAACAAGAGAAUUAGUGCCGCAGAUAUCUGAUGGGGAGGUCAGCCCAAGCCACCUCUUCACUUAAUGAGCCUUUCCCUCGCUAUGGGGUACCUGGAGCAAGACACUCCUGCACUUCAUUAGCCUUAACCGGCUGGAAUAAACGUCCAGGCAAGGCUUAGUUCAAAUUGCCUUAUUUAAA